AGUUGUGCCAAGAUGGCGACGGGCGUUGUGUUCAGGAGUCUGUCUUCAUCAUGGAGGAUCUCUUCUCUCAAACUGAGCCAAAAGCCGAGGCUGCUCCAUGCCUCCUCGUCCCUGCGUGACUCUGCCCCCAUGCCACAGGCCACCUUCUUCCCUCCGAGCAAUGCCACGAUGCUGCCACCAGAAUCCUUCAAGAACCGAGUUGCCUUCAUCACCGGAGGAGGGACCGGACUCGGCCGUGCUAUGACCCAUGGCCUUAGCGAGCUUGGAGCUACGUGCGUCAUUGCCAGCCGAAAGUUGGAUAUUCUGAAGAAGACGGCGGAGGAGAUCACAGCUCAAACAGGAAACAAGGUGUACCCUGUGCAGUGUGAUGUCAGAGACUCUCAGGCUGUGGCUCAGUGUCUGGAUCAAAUGGAGGAAAUCACAGGACUCCCCGAUGUGGUGAUCAAUAAUGCGGCGGGGAACUUUGUGAGUCCGUCUGAGCGGCUGAGUCCAAAUGGCUGGAGGACCAUCGUCGACAUCGUCCUGAAUGGAACCGCCUAUGUCACUCUCGACCUGGGCAAGAGACUGAUCAGGGACAAGAAAGGAUCCUCAUUUUUGGCGAUUACAACAAUCUAUGCCGAGUCCGGGUCUGGUUUUGUGGUUCCUUCAGCUUCGGCCAAAGCCGGAGUCGAGGCUCUUUAUAAAUCUCUGGCCUCAGAGUGGGGCCGAUACGGACUCCGCUUCAACAUCAUCCAACCAGGACCCAUCCGCACCAAGGGGGCAUUCUCACGCCUGGAUCCCACAGGAGUGUUUGAAGAUUCCAUGAUCCGUCGGAUUCCAGUUGGACGCCUCGGAACCCCUCACGAGAUUAAGAACCUGGCGCUGUACAUGAGCAGCCACUAUGCCACCUGGAUGUCAGGAGCAGUGGUGCGAUUGGAUGGAGGAGAGUACCUGUCGAUGGCCGGAGAGUUCAAUGACCUCCGCAGAGUCUCCUCAGAAGAGUGGGACAUGAUUGAGGCCAUGAUUCGACAAACAAAAGGCUCCUGAACAAAUCAACUCUCACAUGAUGUCAUAGCAUGACAGCCAAUCAGAGUUCUAGAUGAGAUGGACAUUUGUGUGGCCGUGGUUAAUGAAAUGAUGUAAUGUUUUUUGUAAAUCAAUUCAAAAUAAAGCCCGUAAUCACAU
This is a messenger RNA of Periophthalmus magnuspinnatus, 1164 nucleotides long. RefSeq names its product 2,4-dienoyl CoA reductase 1, mitochondrial (gene decr1). Gene Ontology annotation, molecular function: 2,4-dienoyl-CoA reductase (NADPH) activity. Gene Ontology annotation, cellular component: mitochondrion. NCBI's taxonomy places the organism in Eukaryota, Metazoa, Chordata, Actinopteri, Gobiiformes, Gobiidae. Gene Ontology annotation, biological process: fatty acid beta-oxidation. The coding region runs from base 13 to 1026 and encodes 337 amino acids. The record is from RefSeq and is a predicted model, not a curated record. The transcript is spliced from 10 exons.